This is a messenger RNA of Didymodactylos carnosus, 999 nucleotides long. The record is from the annotation of a GenBank genome assembly. NCBI's taxonomy places the organism in Eukaryota, Metazoa, Rotifera, Eurotatoria, Philodinida, Philodinidae.
AUGUGUGAAUGUCAUCAAGACGUGGUUAAUGAAACACAAUGUUUAGAAGUGAAUAAUCACUUUUCAUUUUGGCUGUACAGAGAUGGUAAAAUUGAAACAUUAAAUGUAGUUAUUCGACCAAUGAUUUUGAAAGAAAUUUAUGAUGUCAAAUCAAUAUUAGUUGAAUGUCCAUUUUUUAAACGUUCAAUUAUUGAUUUUUCAAUUUAUUGUUCAUUUAAACCAAAACAUAACUAUAUUAUGAUGUCAAAAAAUAUGAUAUUAUCACAUGCAUCAAUAACAAAAUGGACGGAAAAAUAUGCAUUAUUAGGCAUCGUAUUUGUACGUAAAGAUUAUCGAAAAUUUGGUCUUGGUGAAUUAUUAACAAAUUAUGUUUUAGAAUUAAUUGAACAAAAAUGUGUAUCAUCGAUUCACGCUAAUGUUUUAAAUGAUCAUUUACCAUUUUAUAUACGAUAUGGUUUUAAAGCGUCCUUUACUAUCAUUGGUUUCUCGGGAAAAUUAAAUGAAUUUUUAUAUUUUGAACCAUUAAAAUCUCAAAUAAUUGAAGAAGAAGAUCAAAUUCAAAUUGAACUAUUUGAAAUUACUGAUAUUUUAGAUCUUGCAUCAUAUGAUAGAACCAUUUAUCCAACAUAUAGAAUUAAUUAUUUUGAACAAUUACGCGAACAUACAGUAUCGAUUGCUGGAUAUAUUGCAAAAUCAUCGAAAGAUGGCACUAUUUAUGGUUAUGUAAUUUUAAAUUUUUCUCAAGAUUACAUAAAAUGUGGACCAUUAUAUUGUGAAAAUGAACAUAUAGCAAUGAGAUUGUUAAAACAAUGUGCAAUAGAUUAUGAUGGAAUCAUGCUUUUAUGCAUACCAGAAGAUAAUAGAUUAGCCAUAAAAAUUUUUGAAAAAAAAGGUUUUAAACGUACAGAUAUUUUUCAUCGUGUUCAUUUGGGAAAUAUGUUUGAAACAGAUUUUCAGAAAGUAUGGUCAAUUACAGAUGAUUGGUUUUGUCUAUUGUAG